This is a messenger RNA of Zootoca vivipara (common lizard), 2701 nucleotides long. RefSeq names its product TGF-beta activated kinase 1 (MAP3K7) binding protein 1 (gene TAB1). Gene Ontology annotation, molecular function: protein serine/threonine phosphatase activity. Gene Ontology annotation, cellular component: cytosol. Lineage: Eukaryota; Metazoa; Chordata; Lepidosauria; Squamata; Lacertidae. Gene Ontology annotation, biological process: protein dephosphorylation. The record is from RefSeq and is a predicted model, not a curated record.
GGGGAAGGGCGGAGGUUGAUAUUGCUUCUGCUUAAAGAUGGCGGCGGCGAGGAGGAGUCUCCUGCAGAGCGAGCAGCAACCAAAUUGGACAGAUGACUUGCCUCUCUGCCAGCUCUCCGGUGUGGGUUCAGCUCCUAACCGUUCCUAUACCACAGAUGGAAAGGGGACAGAAAUUCACCCCUUAGAGGAUAACUGGCUGAAAUUCAGGAGUGAAAAUGACUGCUACCUCUAUGGGGUCUUCAAUGGUUAUGAUGGCAACCGGAUCACCAAUUUUGUGGGGGAAAGACUCUCCGCAGAGCUCAUGUUGGGCCAGCUGAAUGCAGACCAUGAUGAUGCUGAUGUGCGCAGAAUACUGCUGCAGGCUUUUGAUGUGGUGGAAAGGAGUUUCCUGGAGUCCAUUGAUGAUGCACUAGCAGAGAAGGCCAGCCUCCAGUCCCAGCUGCCAGAGGGGGUGCCCCAUCACCAGCUGCCUUCCCAGUACCAGAAAAUCAUGGAACGGUUGAAGGCUGUAGAAAAGGAGAUCUCUGGAGGGGCCAUGGCUAUUGUGGCAAUCAUCCUCAACAACAAGCUCUACAUCGCCAAUGUAGGAACAAACCGGGCACUCUUGUGCAAAUCUACAGUAGACGGGUUGCAAGUGACACAACUCAACAUGGACCACACCACAGAGAAUGACGAUGAGCUCUUCCGCUUUUCGCAGCUGGGUUUGGAUGCAGCAAAAAUAAAACAAGUAGGAACCAUAUGCGGGCAGGAGAGUACCCGGCGCAUCGGGGAUUAUAAAGUCAAAUAUGGCUAUAGUGAUAUUGAACUGCUGAGUGCUGCGAAAUCUAAGCCAAUCAUAGCAGAGCCUGAAAUCCACGGAGGGCACCCACUCGAUGGAGUCACGGGCUUUCUGGUUCUGAUGUCAGAAGGGCUCUACAAAGCUCUGGAAGCAGCUCAUGGGCCUGGGCAAGCCAAUCAGGAGAUUGCAGCCAUGAUUGCCACAGAGUUUGCCAAACAAAGCUCACUGGAUUCCGUGGCUCAAGCAGUCGUGGAUCGAGUGAAGCGCAUUCACUGUGACACAUACGCCAGUGGUGGGGAACGGUCCAAGUUCUGUGCUCGGCAUGAGGACAUGUCGCUGCUGGUGAGGAAUUUCGGGUACCCGCUGGGUGAGAUGAGCCAGCCCACACUGACUCCGACACAAGGAGGUCGAGUUUAUCCUGUGUCAGUGCCGUACUCCAGUGCCCAGAACACAAGCAAGACCAGCGUUACUCUAUCCCUUGUCAUGCCAUCCCAGGGUCAGAUGGUCAAUGGCGCUCACAGUAGCUCCACGUUGGAUGAAGCCACGCCCACCCUCACAAAUCAGAGCCCAACAGUGACCCUCCAGUCUACCAACACUCACACCCAGAGUAGUAGCUCCAGCUCAGAUGGGGGCCUCUUCCGUUCUCGCCCUUCCCACUCCCUCCAGCCGGAUGAAGAUGGGCGUGUGGAGCCCUACGUGGACUUUGCAGAAUUCUACCGUCUCUGGAACAUGGACCACAGUGAGCAGGGAGCGCUCACCGUGCAAUAAUGCACCGAGACCAAUCCCUUCGAACCCCUAUCAGGUUGGGGGGGGGGGGAAUGGAGCCUGGCAAGGCAGGAACAGUUCACCCUUGACAGCCCACCUUCUGCCAUUAAGGGAUGAGGUUAAUGCUGGGACUGGUCGCUCAUAGCAUUCGUUUUGCAUCAACUUGUCAGGGCAUGUUAAUACGUCCCUUUUCUAAAGGUCCCUUUCACUGUGAAACCUUGUGGGCAUUAGAGAGGGUUGUGACCAACCUCUCCUGCACCUCCAGUAUUACAGACAGUUGCUCUGCUGCGGAGAAGAUGACAACUCAGAUGUCUGGCAGGAGAGGUACUUGGUGCGCAUAUAAGCUGCUGCUGGAGAUUUAGGUGUGCCUCAUGAUACUGGUGUGUUAAGUCGAUGAAACCUCUGUUCUGCAGAAUAAAUGGUAACUUAUAGCAAACGCUCUGGCCAUUUAUGUGAUGUGAGUUUAAGAAAUGGUAUUAACCUCAGCUACCUAGGUUUUUAGUCGCCUUUGGGGCCCAAGACCUAGAUGGAACAGGGCAGGUGGGCAGGCAGGCAGGCACACACAAACACACAGACAGUUCCUCUAAUGCAUCAUCUCCAGGUGUCAUUUCCAGUCUUUAGAAACAAACAUGGAAGGUGGGGGUGUUGUCUUCUGUACCCAAGAUGUCACAGCCACUGUUAAAUGCUUCCUUUUGUAUCCAAGAUCACAGUAGGGUGAAACAGGCAGCAUUAGAAAGAUUUGGAGCCGGAUCUAACCACCUCUCUGCCUCCUAUCUGGGUGUCCAGAAGAUUCUCCUGACUUCCUUUGAAGAAGUGGCAUGUUUUCCCCCAUAAUCAUAUACAGGUUUUUGGAAAUGCUUUGUUGCUCUCAGACAGUCAUCAAGUAAGAAUUCCUUCUGGGAAAGCAGCUUAGCAGACCCACCAUGCAUGCAUGCUAACAGGAAAAACAGCAACAGAGGGACUACUAUUGUAGACUUCAUGGCACCAAGUGCCUUGGACUCCUCUGGAAAAAAGAGCAGGAUAUAAAUUUCAUUAUAAAUAAAACAGUUUUAACUUUUUCUUAGAGUUUCUAAACUACUGUUAAUUUUCUUUGCUGGUUUUAUUCUGGUUUGUUUUACAAGGUUGUUUUUUUAAAUAAAAAACAAUCUUGGAUUUUCA